Molecule: messenger RNA, 797 nt
Organism: Durio zibethinus
Lineage: Eukaryota; Viridiplantae; Streptophyta; Magnoliopsida; Malvales; Malvaceae
Product: centrosomal protein
Source: RefSeq, a predicted model, not a curated record
GAACCAACAAUUGAGAAAUUACUCAAAUCAGAGAGAGACAGGAAGGCAAUGUCGAUUCUGUGGGAAAAGAGCGAAACCUGGCGGUGGAUAGUGAGGAGGACAAGGGAUUCGAAGCCGUUCUUCUUGGCUUUCGCUACCAUAUGCGGCGUUGUUCCCGGUGUUAUAGGCUACGGUGUUAUGCAGCUCACCAACUCCCGUAAUCCUCAGUUGGAGGAACAGCUGCGCCGAAACGCCCGCCCCGAAUCGCUCAUGAUGGGGAAAGUAAACCAAGAGCGAUUGGCGGAAUACCUUGGGGAGCUUCAGCGGAAAGAGGAUACCAAUGACCGAUAUGUAGCUGCUUUGAGGGGAGAGACAUUGACUAGGAAUCCUUACCAGAGAAUUCAGCCUAUUCCAAAGCCGAAUGUUCAAGCUGACAAUCAACUUAAGAAGACCGACAAGGCUUAGCCAUGUAAAUUGGUAGCUUAAGUGUUUAUUUUGUUCAUGCUUUCCUGGUAUGCUUGCGUACUUCAUUUCGUAGAGAUUAAACUCAGAUCUGAAACAUAUCUGGAUUAAUAACACCUGUGGGUAAUGUUUUUGCAAUACUGUAAUUCUAAUAGGUUCAUUGGGUAAACAGAUUUAUGUUUAAUAUGUUGGUUUCUUGACAAUAAUGUUGUUUGAACUUACAACAUGUGGUUUUGCAUACCUUCUACUCUGUAGAAAGUGUGUGCCUUGGAUUAUUUUCUAUUGGCUUGCUGGCUUUGGUGUUCGUGUCAUCUGUUGGAAGGUUGGUUUUGAAAUAAAACAGCUCUCUUUUGCUA